Messenger RNA from Fragaria vesca subsp. vesca, 774 nucleotides. Its product is annotated as F-box protein SKP2B-like. Gene Ontology annotation, cellular component: SCF ubiquitin ligase complex. The transcript has a single exon. Gene Ontology annotation, biological process: SCF-dependent proteasomal ubiquitin-dependent protein catabolic process. The record is from RefSeq and is a predicted model, not a curated record. NCBI's taxonomy places the organism in Eukaryota, Viridiplantae, Streptophyta, Magnoliopsida, Rosales, Rosaceae. The coding region runs from base 1 to 774 and encodes 257 amino acids.
AUGACAGAAAACUCACCAGAUUUGCCACGAGAAUGCUGGGAACACAUAUUCAAUCUCCUAGACCUCGACCACCCCUCUCAACUGUCCCCCCUCUCUCUCGUCUCCAAGCAAUUCCUCCACAUCACCAAUCGCCUCUUACUCUCUCUCAAACUCUCCGACCCAACACUCCUCCCAAUCCUACCUCGUCUUCUCCACAGAUUCCAAUGCCUCAAAGAAAUAAACCUCUCCGGCUUCGGCGGCGACUUGAACCCUGUUCUUCAUCGAAUUGCCAUAUCUGGGUUGAACCUCCAAUCACUCGACAUCUCAUCCCGACAAACUUUACCCGUAAAUGGAUUAAGAGUGUUCUCCUCCAAAAUGAUGAACCUGACGUCAUUGAAUUGCUGCAGAGUCGGAUUCUUACAGGACACUGAUCUAACUCUGAUAGCAGAGUCGUUUCCUAUGCUACAGGAGCUUGACAUUAGCUACCCAGAACAGGGAUCCUCAACUGGGUCGUCGGAUUGGAAGCCCAUAUCCGAUUCGGGUGUACUUUCGCUGGCAGUGAAUCUCAAAAGCCUGAGGAGGAUCAACCUUUCUGGUAAUGACUUCAUUACUGAUAUGUCCCUUUUGCAUUUGGCAAAGAAUUGUGUGUUGUUGACCCAAGUUGUUAUUUAUGAAUGUGAGUUCAUAACACAUAAUGGUGUGGCUAAACUGAUCCGUGCUUGUGGUCACUUGAAUAGUGUUUCGUUUUGUGGAGUUGGGGAACCUAUGUUUUAUCGUUUUGGAUUUUAUCGUUAG